This is a messenger RNA of Sander lucioperca (pikeperch), 686 nucleotides long. Its product is annotated as claudin-4-like. Gene Ontology annotation, cellular component: bicellular tight junction; plasma membrane. The transcript has a single exon. Gene Ontology annotation, molecular function: structural molecule activity. The record is from RefSeq and is a predicted model, not a curated record. Lineage: Eukaryota; Metazoa; Chordata; Actinopteri; Perciformes; Percidae. Bases 21 to 686 code for a protein of 221 amino acids. Gene Ontology annotation, biological process: cell adhesion; bicellular tight junction assembly.
ACGCUCGGAGAGAGGAGACGAUGGCUUCCAUGGGGAUGCAGAUGGUGGGAUUCACCAUGGCCCUUUUGGGCUUGACAGGGGUGCUCGUUGCCUGUUUCACACACAUGUGGCGGGUCACUGCCUUCAUUGGCAGCAACAUAGUGACAGCCCAGGUCAUAUGGGAGGGCAUCUGGAUGACCUGUGUUGUCGAAAGUACGGGCCAGAUGCAGUGUGAUGAUUACGAUUCCAUGCUGGAUCUGAGCGCUGACGUGCGGGCGGCACAGGCUCUGAUGGUGGUUUCCAUAGUCGCAGGCAGUGCAGGGAUCCUCAUCGCUUUCGCUGGUGGAAAGUGCACCAACUUUAUUCCAGGGGAGAGAGCAAAGGCGAGGGUUUCAGUGACAGCAGGUGUAUUCCUGAUCAUCAGUGGAAUCCUCUGCCUUAUCCCUGUUUCAUGGACUGCCACCUUGGUCAUAACGGACUUCUACAACCCUUUCCUAAUAGACGCCCAGAAAAGAGAGCUUGGGACGUCUCUUUACAUCGGGUGGGUGGCCGGGGGACUGCUGGUCUUUGGAGGAGCGCUUCUGUGUGCCACCUGUCCCAGCAAAGAGGAUGAGACCCCCCCGGUGAAGUUCCUCCUAAACAAACAUGGGGGAUAUAUCAGAGAGGAUUCGGUCCGAUCUUUUACACCAAGCAAGACGUACAUUUGA